GUCGGCUGUGUUUCUAACGUGCACAACCGGAAGUUUCUGCCCGAGGCUUUGCGGUGUUAGGGGAGCGGCGCAGGGAAACGCAGCUGGCAGACCCAGGUGUGGAGGAGCAGGGUGAGGAACAAGGAGGUGAAUGAGGCUGUUACGGACACCCAAGCAACGGGACAUACGCAGACCCCCGACCUGACUGGGACCGCUUUCCUUGCCGCCCUCCUCUUCACCCCGCCCCCACUUGGGUCCGGAGUGGACCCGCCCCCUGGCCUGAACGUGGUCUCUCAGGCACUGACCCUUGACCUAGGGGGUGCUCCCCCAAUCUCUCAGGCGUGAUGGCUACGGGUGCGGAUGUACGGGAUAUUCUAGAACUCGGGGGUCCAGAGGGUGAUGCAGCCUCCGGGACCAUCAGCAAGAAAGACAUUAUCAACCCGGACAAGAAAAAGUCCAAGAAGUCCUCUGAGACACUAACCUUCAAGAGGCCUGAGGGCAUGCACCGGGAAGUUUAUGCCCUGCUCUACUCUGAUAAGAAGGAUGCACCCCCACUGUUACCCAGUGACACUGGUCAGGGCUACCGCACAGUGAAAGCCAAGUUGGGCUCCAAGAAGGUGCGACCCUGGAAGUGGAUGCCAUUCACUAACCCAGCCCGAAAGGAUGGAGCUAUGUUUUUCCACUGGCGACGGGCAGCAGAGGAAGGCAAGGACUACCCUUUCGCCAGGUUCAAUAAGACUGUGCAGGUGCCUGUGUAUUCAGAGCAGGAGUACCAGCUCUAUCUCCAUGAUGAUGCUUGGACUAAGGCAGAAACUGACCACCUCUUUGACCUAAGCCGCCGUUUUGACCUGCGUUUUGUAGUUAUCCACGACCGGUAUGACCACCAGCAGUUCAAGAAGCGUUCUGUGGAGGACCUGAAGGAGCGGUACUACCACAUCUGUGCUAAGCUUGCCAAUGUACGGGCUGUGCCAGGCACAGACCUCAAGAUACCAGUAUUUGAUGCUGGGCAUGAACGACGGCGGAAGGAACAGCUGGAGCGUCUCUACAACCGGACCCCAGAGCAGGUGGCAGAGGAGGAGUACCUGCUACAGGAGCUGCGCAAGAUUGAGGCCCGGAAGAAGGAACGGGAGAAACGCAGCCAGGACCUACAGAAGCUGAUCACAGCAGCUGACACCACUGCAGAACAGCGGCGCACUGAACGCAAGGCCCCCAAGAAGAAGCUACCCCAGAAAAAGGAGGCCGAGAAGCCGGCUGUUCCUGAGACUGCAGGGAUCAAGUUUCCAGACUUCAAGUCUGCAGGGGUCACACUGCGAAGCCAGAGGAUGAAGCUGCCCAGCUCUGUGGGUCAGAAGAAGAUCAAGGCCCUGGAACAGAUGUUGCUGGAGCUUGGUGUGGAGCUGAGCCCCACCCCCACGGAGGAGCUGGUACAUAUGUUCAAUGAGCUGCGCAGUGACCUGGUGUUGCUCUAUGAGCUCAAGCAGGCCUGCGCCAACUGCGAGUAUGAGCUACAGAUGCUGCGGCACCGGCAUGAGGCACUGGCCCGGGCAGGCGUGCUGGGGGGCCCCACCACACCAGCAGUGGGGCCAGUCCCAGCCUCUGCUGAGUCAGCAGUGUCUGAACCUGGACUUGGCCCUGACCCCACUAAGGACACCAUCAUUGAUGUGGUGGGUGCACCUCUCACACCCAAUUCGGCCUUGGGGACGACUGACCUCAGCACCUCCUGUGUCUCCUCAGAGGAAGCGACGGGAAUCGGCCUCCAGCUCAUCUUCUGUGAAGAAAGCCAAGAAGCCGUGAGAGGCCACCCGGAGUGUGGGUGGUGCUGUGGUGUAAAUAGAGCUGCUAACUUAGACUGGGCUGCCUCUGCCUCCUUUCCUGCAUUUCUGAUGCCCCUGGCUGGGAGGGUUAGCCAGGCAGGGGCUCAGCACUGCCACUUCCCAAAGGUAGUAGUGUUUGCCUGUGCUCAGGUCUUUGGUGGCUUCCUUGGCCUCUAACCCCCUGACAACUGCCCCACACCCCUGCACCUUAAACACCUGUGGUCUUACACUCAAGAUGGCCUCACACACAGCAGUGGCUUCAAAUACCAGCAGCUUUGAAUACAGCCUCAUGCUCGGACAGUCUUCACACCCCAAGGCCUGUUUAUCUUCAGUGAGGGUAUUAUAGGGGCUGCAGUGACUGUGGGCUGUACACACCAGUGGCCUUGGGUAGAGGCAGCCCAGAGAAUGCUCCAACUGGUUCCCAUCCUGACAGCACUAGCAUAGCUGUAGCCUUACAAAGAUGGCUGCACACACACCCAAAGCCUUGUUUCCCCGACUUUAUUCAGUGGCACGUUCACAGCGGGGAUGGGGGUAGACACAAGGUGGGGCCUGAUCUGUCCUGGAGCCCUGGGGGCACCACACACCAUGCACUAUGAUGGGAAGGGGGACAGGGAAGCUUGGUGGCCCCAGCAGUAGCCUGUGUGCCAGGGAGGAGGCGGCGGCGAGUGCCUGGGUCCCCCAGCCCAGGCCCACAAUGGGAAGGGCUAAUACUGGGCUGAGACUGAGGGAUGGGGGUGGGGGUGGGCACAAAGUGUCUGCUCCAGAGAGGCCAAGCGGCCAAGUGCUUACCCAGGGCACAAGCCUACAGGGCAGCUGGGGGACACUCUGGGCGCAGGACUGUGCCACUCUCCCUUUUCCCCUCUGGUGAGGGAGAGGAUGAUUCUGGGCUGGGCCAAGCAGCUACCCUGUCCUGCCCCAUCCCGUCCUCGGCCAAUCAGAACGGCUUCGACGUCUGCUUGAAGAUGAAGCCUCGAUAUGCGAGUGUCUUCAUGAUGUUGGCGAUGUUCUUGCAGUCAUCUGUAGGGAGGAACAGAAAGCAUUUAAGUGGGCCCUACAUCCUUCCUCUCCAUGCCCACAGGUGCAUGCACAGGGUGGGAAUGAGAAGCAGGGUUAGGUUCAAGAGCCAUGGGCUCUAGAGGUCCCUGGCCUUGGUGGCAGCAUCUCUGGCUUCAGGUUAGACUGGAUGACACUGGGCCAGCAGGAAGCCUGGUCUUGAGGCUUUUCAGCCCCAUAAUUCAUGCUGGAAAUUGGCCGGCAUGUCCUGUCCCGGCCCCGGCGGUGAUGUAUGGGCACCGUCGCAGUAAGAAAAAGGCAGAGUAAAUGUGUAAUUUCUCCCUUGACGGCCCCCGGCCGCUGGGCGAUCCUUCUUGUUGCCGCCGCGUGGGGACGGCCCGUCCGCCACACUCCGUCUUCCCGCCACCCGCCUUGAUGUCUCCAUUUCAUUACUGUGUGGCCAUUCAUCACGCCCAUGGCCAGGGUGACUUUGCCGGCACUUGCAUAUGUGGGAGAUGUGGCCCAGGCCAUAAUCACUGGUGACAAGACACAAGGCUCAGCACUCCUGGGCCAGGGCCCUGGGAGUCACACCUGCUCUGGAUACCUGUCUCUGUGUGGUCUUGGAUAGGCCAGGGAGAGCCCAGAUUUAUGGCCUCUUUCAGUCCUGGCCAUCUGCUAGACUCAUGUAUGUCAGCCCAUUGCCUUGCCUGUCCUAGUAGGAUCAAAGCCGGGUGCUGGUCACUUUCUUGGGCCCUGCCUCUGCCCACACCCCAGAUUAAAUGUCUGCUUGUGCCAGACCCUAUCACAAUUUCUCCACUACGGGUCUCUUGUGUAAAACUUGAUGCUCUGGACACCCUGGAGGUCAUAUGCAGGAAUGCUGGGCCUUGGGAUCAUGGACAUAGGUCAGGACUUACUCCACGACUGCCAGCAGGAGGGGCAGCUGCCCAGAGCAGUCACCAGCUGCUAUGCUGUCACCUGCCUCUCCUCUCACUCCUUUCCCAUCUCCCAUGCUCCUGGGCCAUGACCAGGGCCUCAGCCGCCACCAGCCCUGAGGGGAUCAAUGCUGUGAUUGCAGAAAUAUUGUACAUCGAUGUCAUCAUCAAGUAUGGGGGGUUGGUAAGGUCAAGGUAGGGUCAGGAAGCCUCUGCAUUUGUCAAGGACUGUCCCUUCCACUGGUCUCCAGACUGUUCCUUGCCAGGACCUCAACCUAGAAAAGGCAACCCUCUGCCUUAGAGCUAGGAAAAGGCUGUGGGUUGGAGAAGAGUGUCUGGUCAGCCCAGGGCCUGUCACUAGCCAGUCACCAGUUCAGCAGAUCCUGCUUGGGGCAGGCAAAUCACAGUCCUGUCUUGCAGAGGUCAACAUGCAUGUACCUGUGGUAGAUACAGGUGUAGAGAUGUGACACCUUGUUCCCCAGGGGCUCAGGCAGCCAUGAGGGCUGGUCUAAGGCAGAAUGGUGGGAAGACAGAUGGGUGGGUAGUGGCGGCCAUGGCAACUCCAGACGUGACCCAUCCCCGUGGUUUAUGGGCCGGACACGCACCCGGCUCAGCUGAGGCCCUGUCAUUUGUCUCCCUUAGUGUGUAUGCCUGGGCUAUUGGGUGUACAGGGUGGAGGAGGGAGGGAGCUGUGACAGGAAGAGCAGGCAGUUGACAGGGGAAUAAGACAAGAAGGGGCUUGGGAGGAGGAGGGGUUACGGUGGGGUCUAGGGUCUGUGAUGGCACUGUUGGAGGGGUUGAUAGGGUGAUUUUCUUCCCAAAUAAGCCUUGCUGUCGGGCACCUCCAAUCCUUCCUGUCUCUUGCACUCUAGGGACUGUGGCUGCUGUGCAUAUUAAGAAUAAGUCCCCUCGUUAUCUGCAAUUACCCAGCGGCCACACACCUCAUUUCUUGCAGCAGAAAAGAAAAUUAGUUUUCUAUUGACUUCAUCUAGCUCCUCCCUCAUCACUGGACAAAUCGCUCAAUCUGCCUCCCUUCACCCAAGUGACUGUCCCGGCCCAGACCCCGAGGCCACCAGUCAUCCAAUGGGCAAGCACUGAUCUCCUACCUGUGUGGGAAAGGGUCGCAUGCCUCAGUCUCUGCCCUUGACCUGUCCCAUGCUGCACAAUGGAUGACUUCACCCAAAUCCUAAGCUUAGGCUGCCCUGAAGGUGACCCUCACCAGUCUCACCUCCCCCUGAGCUCCACACCAUAAAUUCCAAUGUCUUUUGAACAUUUCUUUCUAAAUAAAGGCACAAAAUGCUCCCAUAAUGAA
Messenger RNA from Marmota flaviventris (yellow-bellied marmot), 5030 nucleotides. Lineage: Eukaryota; Metazoa; Chordata; Mammalia; Rodentia; Sciuridae. The record is from RefSeq and is a predicted model, not a curated record.